Molecule: messenger RNA, 549 nt
Organism: Protobothrops mucrosquamatus (brown spotted pit viper)
Lineage: Eukaryota; Metazoa; Chordata; Lepidosauria; Squamata; Viperidae
Product: kelch domain-containing protein 3-like
Exons: 3
Coding region: 121-501 (126 amino acids)
Cellular component (GO): cytoplasm
Molecular function (GO): protein binding; chromatin binding
Source: RefSeq, a predicted model, not a curated record
GGAACAACUAAGGCAACAGCAUGAUUUCUGUGGCUAUGAACUAAUAUGAUUAGCCUUAUUGGCACUAAAAUCUAAUGCCCCCACCGAUAGCUUGGAAGGAUUGAACACUCACAAAAGGGAAUGUUACGGUGGACAGUUCAUUUAGAAGGUGGGCCUCGAAGAGUAAACCACGCUGCUGUGGCUGUUGGACAUAAAGUCUAUUCUUUUGGUGGAUACUGUUCUGGUGAAGAUUAUGAGACUCUACGACAGAUUGAUGUUCAUGUAUUUAAUGCAGUUUCUCUGCGCUGGACCAAAUUACCACCAGUGUGGACAAACAGCAGGGACCAUGUGAGAGAGGUUCCUUACAUGAGAUAUGGGCAUUCUGCGGUGCUGAUUGAUGACACUAUCUAUAUCUGGGGAGGCCGUAAUGAUACUGAGGGAGCCUGCAAUGUAUUAUAUGCCUUUGAUGUCAGUAAGUGGUGUUAUCCUGCUUCCAUAACUUUCACUAUCACAUGCUUAUAAAGAUGAAUGGGCAGGGAGUGCAAACCUUUUGUAGCCAUUUAUCUCUUA